Hypoxylon trugodes is the source of this 1660-nucleotide messenger RNA. RefSeq lists its product as uncharacterized. The record is from RefSeq and is a predicted model, not a curated record. The transcript has 2 exons. Lineage: Eukaryota; Fungi; Ascomycota; Sordariomycetes; Xylariales; Hypoxylaceae. Bases 351 to 1559 code for a protein of 402 amino acids.
UCUAGCACAUCUAUGAACCAAAAAGAAUGGACAACGUCGACGGACCAAGGUACGGAUUCACUUAAAACAAUUAGAAAAGAACAGCAUCGUUAUUAUCAUUAGAUACGUUGCUUCGCUUCUUUUCGUGUUGUUUUUUUACGGAUAUCUCGCUGUUCAUCAGCAAUUUGUAUAGAAGAACUUUGUUUCUCAGCCUAACCCCCCUUUUUUAGUAUUUAUAUUCGACUGAAUCUACCAUGAUAUCAUCAUCAGGAAUUACUAUUAACGAACUAUUUAAAUCACCAAAACCCAACAGUUUGAAGAAACUGUUAAGGAAUUUUUACGUACGCAAUUAUACUUUUUCAUAGUAGACAAUGGCGGAGCAAAUAGAUAUAGACGCUGUACAAAGAUACCAUCAGCAGUAUCUAGAUGAAAGAGGAGGUGGAACGCAGAGAGGUGGCGUGUCGGCCCAGAUGGAUGGAUUGGCCCAAAAGAAUCUAUCGAACCAGAGGAUUCGAGAGCUCGAGAUCGAGAACGCUAGACUUGACGCUGCCGUGGCGAGAGAAAUCGAGUUUAGAGAAAGACUUCGACCGUAUGGGCCCGGCUUGAGUAUGGAAGAUGCUCAGGAGUAUUAUGGGAAUCUCAUUUCAAACAUCGGGUUGUUCGUCGCGAAAUGGGCAAUACCACUCAUUAACAACCCCGACAUCCAAGCUCGCUUCCACGCGGCCAUUGCGACGAACCCUCAGCUUAUAAAAGAGUUCCUUGAUUAUCUUAGGACUCAGCAGGACCUUCACCGCGCAGCUCUCGAGGUUCCACACAUAGACCAGGAUAUUUUGGCGGCAUUGAUCACGAGAUUUAUCCAUACCAAUGUGUUGGGUUCAGACUCACUAGCCGGUAUUAUACCUCGGACACUAGUUAAGGCGCUGGACCAUUUUCAAAAUGUAAUGAGCAAGUGUCCUAGUGAUACUGGGCUAGCAGAUAAUGUACCCGUUGUUUCCUGGCGCGCACAUGCGCAGAAUUCUGUAAUAGAACACCCAGAGUAUAGCGAGCAACGGAGCUUAACCAUGACUGUCCUCACGACGCAUCUAGCAGGAAUACUUCAAUUCCUCAAUAUAUAUGAAGAAGGGGAAUUCCUAGCCGAUAUAACAGAGCAAAUCAUUGGACCGGCUUUCGAGCUUCAGGAGAAGUUUCUCAUAUCGACUGAAAACAUCUUCCAUUUCGAGCAUCAACAGCAUAGUCCUUUUGGGCAGUGGUUUAAUGGUAGUCGGGAACAGCUAGAAGAUCUGAAAUGCAUAGAUUCCGGUGUAUUUCGAGGUAGGUUCGACGUCGGAAGUCUUUCACCUGAGCCAACCAUCGAAGAACUCCAACAGCUUAUAUGGCUUAUAUGCAGUAUACAUCCGGCCCUGAUCGGACAAUCAAUUUACGAGGGUCUGGAAGACCAAGUCAUCAUCGCUAUGCAGCGGGUGUUGAUCCAUUUGUCACGCAAUCAUAGGCAGCCCACUGGAGGCACCUUCCUUGCUGUGAUCCUGAAGGAGAUGGAUCCUGAUGGUAGUCGAGGCCUAUCCGUCGUUCUCGGAGGUUGAUUCUGCUCUUUUAUGCAGUUCUUCUCCUAAAUUAAGUAGAGAACAAUAUUUUGUAUUAAUAAUCCACUGGACCAAUGAAUAAACGAAGGUUCUACUAUAAA